Symbiodinium natans is the source of this 1269-nucleotide messenger RNA. The record is from the annotation of a GenBank genome assembly. NCBI's taxonomy places the organism in Eukaryota, Dinophyceae, Suessiales, Symbiodiniaceae.
AUGGCAAGGCUUGCGUGCGUUCGGCGCUUUGCUUUGCCUUUGGUGCUCGCAGGCUUGCUCUCAGGGCCUUGUGCAACCUUGUGGCUUGCGGGCACUUCACAUGGAUUUCGAGCUGCGCGGCUGUCAGCGACCAACAUUCUCCGCCGGGUCAGGCCAGAACACACGAAAAAGUUGCGCAAAGCCAAAGAGGCCCUGUCCCAAGACAGCAACCUCUUGAGGGCACAGAAGCGUGCAACGAGCCAGAUUGCAGCGUGCAAGUCUGCUGAAGAAGUUCUAUCAGUAGUGGGAAGCACAAGGCCACAAGAGUUGAACGAGAUAUCCUUGUCCGCUAGCAUCACGCGGAUUGCGCAGCUACAGCCGCAGAAUCUGGCAUCCCAGCAGCAGCAGACUCCAACGUUCGAGGCUUUGCUCGAACGUUUGGACGAAUACCUGCGCAAUCCAGCAGUUCAACACGUCUCAGUGGCCAGCGUCUUGUGGGCCAUUGCAGCGUCACGUGAAAACAUCCCAGAGUUUCAGAAACUUCUGCCAGCAGCUGUGCUCGGUCUUGAAUCUUCAGUUCACAAGAUGCGGGAACGGGAGAUCACCAACUCCAUUUGGGCUGUUGCAACAUUGCACACCUAUGUUCCUGAGUCGCGUUCUUGUUUGAAGAUCGACUCGGUGUGCGAGCUGUUUGCGGGCCAGCCGAGAACAUUUGGAAGAAUACGAAGUGUCCAAGCCGUGGGGAACGCUUUGUGGGCACUCGGACGUCUCAGGAAUGUUGCUCCUCCCCGACUUCAAGAGCAGCUCGAGCCAGUUCUUCUCGCACGUUGUCGUGAAAUACUUGCAUGCGAUGUGUUCCAGGUGGACAGGACUGUCAGGUUGAGUGGCGUGGCUCGUGUGGCAUGGGCCCUGGCAUUGUUGGAGCGCCCAGAUGAAGGAAUAUUGGGAAGAGUUCGGCACUUUUUUGUGGAGUCAGCUGGGACGUGCUCCGGAAGUCGUUUGCUACCCUUUGUAGACGUGCUGUGUGCCCUUGCAAAGCUCAACAUGACGGAUGGUGGCCUCGUUGAAGUUGUAGCUGCGCGUCCAUGGUCUUUGAAGUCGAUGCGCGAUUGGGAUCUAUGUGCUUUAACCUGGUCCCACGAGGCUCUGGAUUUGCAGAAGAGGUUCAGCAACUUCCACGCUACGCUGAGGAAAGAGAUUGCAACCCGCAGAUUGAACGAAGGCCAUAUCUUACAUAGCCAACUUGGCUACGAGGAGUGGAAUACCAACCUUGAUGAGGAAGGCCUGUGA